This is a messenger RNA of Pieris napi, 4527 nucleotides long. RefSeq names its product WASH complex subunit 2 (gene FAM21). Bases 157 to 4512 code for a protein of 1451 amino acids. The transcript has 13 exons. NCBI's taxonomy places the organism in Eukaryota, Metazoa, Arthropoda, Insecta, Lepidoptera, Pieridae. The record is from RefSeq and is a predicted model, not a curated record.
AGUUAUCAAACAAUUCAAAAAUAGUGAAAGGACGUCUUGUUUAUGUGUAUAGUUAAAUUAUUAUCAGUAUUUUUAUGAAAAUUAGGUAUAUGCAGUAUAUUUUUGGAACUUUCAACUCAUAAACAAGUUAUGUAAAGAACAUUUAAAAAUAAAACAAUGGAGAAAGUGGACAUAGACACAUUGAGGUCACUGUCUUCAAAAUGGAGCCUUGGUGGGGACAAGAGAUUGUUAGAUUUGUUACAAAAUAUACAUCAUAAAGUAGUUACAAAUUGCACAGAAACAAAUACUAAGUUGGAUGAAUUGAUAAAUAAACUUGAUAUAGCAAGCAUUGACCUGCAAAAUGUAAAUAAUAAAUUCAUGGCUCUAAGUAAUACACAAUUUAUUGAAAGACGAGUUUAUGAUGAUGAUGUUGAUAUUGCACCAUUAGUGGAACCACCAAAGGAACCUCCUAAAAUAAUAGAUCCAAAUGAAGAAUUAGAGAAAUUAAAGAAGUCUUUACAGAUUUUUGAAUCAAUGCACGAAGUAGUACAAAUUUUAGACUCCGAUUCUUCUGAUGAUGAAGAGGAAGAAAGACUUGUUUUAAAACCGAAGAAUGUAUACGCAGAUCGACCCCUACCAUACAUUAUUGGAUCUGAUCUUUGGAGAACCAAAUGGCAUGCUGGUUUAGUGGUUGAAGACAGUGACACGGAUAGUGCGGCUUCAAAACACGAGCCACAAGAGGAAUACUCCGAUUCAGAACCAGAGGUUACGGAUACACAGACAGACAAACAUAUUGAAAAAGAUACAUGGAUAUCAAGCUCGCCCAGUGCAGAGGCUAGUGUCAGUACAAGUUUGACUAAACCAGCCAAGCCAGCAGAUAUAGCAGCUGAGUUAGCCAGAAGAUUAGGCGGUGACAUGAUACCACCACCUCCACCUAUGGAAGCAAUGCCGGAACCAACUACGACGAAAGUGUACCGGCCUGAACAACCUACUACAGCAACAAUUUUCUCCAAUGAACCGCCUCCAUUAGAUCAAGUUGAGUCUGAUAGUGAAGACGAUAUAUUCGCAGAGUUACACCGAAAUCGCUACACACAUAAUGAUAGGACUCAGCCGGUUGCUAACGUUGUUGAUGAAUUGUUUGGCAACGUAGAAUCGAAGCAAUCAAACACUAAAAAUACAAAAGCACUGUUCGAUGACGACUCAGAAUCUGAAUUGUUUGGAGAUAAACCUAAAAUUAAAGAAAAAUCACCUGAGAUUGCAGAAGAAAGUGUCAAGAAACCAGUUGGUGGUAUUUCUCUAUUUGGUUCGAAUAAGCACUCAAUCAGCAUAGGAGCUGCUAUAUUAAAACGCCAACAACCAAAGUCAUCUGAUGAAGAAAUUGAUAAUUCAGAAAGUCCAAAAAAAUCAAACGUUGCGAUACUUAAACCAUCAGAAAAUUUGACAACUAAUAUCCCUGUAGUAACUAAAGAUACCCAAGAAAAAGUUAGCAGUCAAAAUAAUAACAAAGAUAUUAUAGAACAUCUGUUUACUAAACCUAAAUCCAAAAAUACUAACAAUAAAACUAAACAGGAAACAAAGGAAAAAAUACCUGAGAAGAAAGUUGAUCUAUUUACUGAUGAUCUGUUUGACGAUAUAGAUGAUAUAUUUACAAGUAAAAUCACAAAAACCCCAGAUACAAGAGUAAAAGAGAAACUAUUUGAUAGUGACGAUGAUCUCUUCAAUGAAAAGAUUAUAUCAAAGCCAAAAGAAUCACAGGCUAAGAGAAGCUUAGUAUUUUCUGAUUCAGAUGAUGAUUUAUUUAAAGAAACUGAUACUAAAAACAUUAUAAAAAAUAGUACCGCGGUCGAUAAAGAGGAAAUGAAUAAAAAUGGAUCGAACGCAAUUGUUCAAACACCAAAGCUAAUCUUAGAAAAAGAGAUCAAUAAACCCAAAAGUAAUAAAAAUGAAAACAAUGAUUUAUUCAACAAAAAUGAUCUAACGAAAGAAGUUGUUAAUAAAAAAGACACGAACAAGGAAUUUAGUUCUAAAUUAGAAAAUAAUGUUAGAAACGAAGGCGCUUCACUUAUUUCAAGCGAUAUUCCAGGCGAAAGUAUGUUAGAUAGUAAUAAAGAUACUAAAAAUAAUGAAGAAGAAGCAAAAACAUCAUCAAAAGAUAAAAAUAAUAAAUUUGAAAGUAUUUUAGAUGCUGAAAGUGACGAUGAUCUAUUUAAAAACAAUACUGUAUCAAAUAGAAUUAAAGUUUCAGGUUUGAAAACGAAUAUUUUUGAUGAUGAUAGUGAGGAUGAAUUAUUUGGUAAUGUGUUACCAAUAUCAAAUAAACAAGUGCCACAGACCAAAAACAAUCUUAACAUAAAUGAAACUAUUGAAAAUAGAACAAAUAUUAUUGAUAGUUUAGAAAAAGUAGAUAGCCAAGCUUCAAUAUCCAAUGCGACUUCAUAUACACUUGUUACUGAUGAAGUUGUUAAAUCAACUACAGAAUCAACGAAUGUAAGUUUAUUAAAUGAUGAAAGUGAUGAAGAAUUGUUUGGUGAUAAAAGCAAAAAUCCUACUAUUGAAGAUACAAAUCACUCUAUGCUUGAAGAUAAAGCCCUGUCUGAAUUUACCAAUGGAAUGAAAAAUGAAAUGAGCCAACAUACGACAUUUCAAGAUCGUAUGUUGGAACCUAAGGAAAGAGGUUCAACUACAAGUGAGGACAAAAAAAGCUUGCAGAUUAGUUAUACGGAUGAUACGGUCAAUACAGACUUUCGAAGUCCAUUAGUAUUUAAUGAUGAUGAAAUGGACGAGUUAUUAACAAGUAACACAAAAACAUCCAAGAACAUUAUUGAAAAUACAUCUGAUAAUAAAAAACAACAAGAUAUGUAUCUCAAUCCGUCAGAAAAUUUAAUGGAAUCUAUUAUAAAUACUAAUGAAACAAAUGAGCUUUUAAAAUCGGAAUCUGAAGGUGUGUGUAAAGAGAUUCUUCAACCGUCGCUUCCUGUUUCAUCUCAAAGUGAUGGUGAUAUUCUAAGAAACGAAUAUAAUAAAUUAGGAUUUCAUGAAGAGAUCUUAAAGGAAUCUAAAAUAGUCUAUGAUGUUGAAGAAGAUGAAAACACUUUUACUGAGCCCCUAGAUAGAGAAAUUGAUAAAGAAACAAGUCCAUUUUCUGACAUAUUCAAUGACGUACCACCAGAAUUUGAAAAACCCAAAGAACCGAAAAGAAGUAAAAACGUCAACGCUCUGUUCGACGAUGAUUCGGAUGACGAAACUAUGUUUUUCAAAAAAAGUAGUGACGUUAAUGAUGAACUACCAAGUCCUGAUUAUACUCAAGAAAGAUUCAGUUUAUUUCACGAUGAACCCCCUUCUAUAGAAGUGGAUUUAACUGCGAAAUCUUCGAGCACUCACAAUGUUGAAGAAAUUAUAAAAAAUUCACGGACUGAUUUAAAUAUAGAAACAAAUUUGGAAUCAUCUCAAAACUUUAAAGAAAUAGAAACAACAAAUGUCGACUGCAAUAUUAAAAAUAUAGUUCAGAAUGAUUUUGGUACAAAUGCCGAUGAAUUUCCACAGAGUUUAGAAAGUUCAAUAAGAUCUACAAAUGCCAUGAUCGCCGAUAAAAUUAUUAAAUUACAAACAGAUGUAAAUAAAACAAUUGAAGGUGAAAUAAAAGAAAAAAGUAUUGGGAAAUUAAAGCCUGUUCAUUUUAAUAUCAAUGUAAAUACAUUAUUACCGGGUGUUGCACACAAAAAACCAAAGCUAGUUGAAGAACUUGAUGGUUCUGCUUCAUCAAAAGCCGAAAACAGUGAAUUCGAAAAAAAAUCUAUUAAUUUUAAAGAAAAAGAUUCAGCUAUUUUAGAUAAUAAAUUAUCUAAAGAACGAGCGAGAAUUCCAGUGAAAAGAAGGCCUUCCACUAGGCGUGCCAGGAAGGAAGCUGCAAGAAAAUCUGGUAUAGAUUUUGGGGACAGUAUUGACUCUACAGACAAUUCGAGCUCUAUUGAUGAACCAAACAAGGAUAAUAAAACCGAAGAUACUAAUAAAAAUGUUACUGAAGUUGAAAGUAUAAAAAAAUAUAACUCUGAUGCAAAUACAGAAAGCAGUAAAAGUACAACCAAGGUAGUUUACAUCUUAAACGAUGAAGACAUAUUUUCAGAUGACAAUAAAAAUGUGGAGCCUAAUUCAAAUAGUCAAGACUUAAAAUCACAGACCAAUUAUAAUAAUUUUGGUACUCCAUCGACCAUAGAGAAAGAUAAGAAUCAAAAUGGUAUAGAUAAAAAAUCACUUUUUGAUCUAAGUGAUAGUGAAACUGAACUUUUUGGCGCUAAAAAGUCUUAUGUUACACCAAAGACGAAACUUUUUGAUUCUGACACCGAUGAUGAUGAUGAUUUAUUUGGAAGUAAAAAAGAAACCACAGUAAAGGAACAAAAGCAAAACCUAUUAUUUAGUGAUGAAAGUGAUGGUGAACUAUUUAGUACCUCAAAGCAAGGAAAGAAAGUCUCAAAGAAACCUUCCGAACCAGUUUUUGAAGAUCCUCUUUCAAUGUUGAACCAAGGUGACAGCUAAGGAUGUUUUAUCUAU